UGCCAGGAUGAUGGGCUGCUGAUCCGUGCUAGUGAGGGCUUCCACUCAUGCCCAUCUCUCCCCCAGCCCUUUGGAGACCAGAGGGUGCUCUCCUGCCCCAUCCCCGGGGGCUCAAAGAGAAACAGAAACCAGCCUUUUACUCUAGAUAGAGAAACCCAUCUUGCAUGGAAGGGCAGGGUGGGCGGGCCUGGAGACUGGGGCGGUGGAUGGUUUAGCCCACGGGGAGGAGCACAGGUUGAGGUUUGCUGGGAGGAGGGCCUCUGGGCCAAGCACUGCUCUUCUCUCCUCCAAGUCUCACCUCCAGCUCCUGGACCCAGAGCAGGGACAUGCCCCUGUGUCUCUCCAUCCAGGCCGCACAAGAGACCUGACCUGUUCCCAUCAGCCUCUGACCGCUGACCGCAGCCCAGCCCCUUAGUGUCCCUGGCUUCCUCCCUGGGGACCAAGGGGAGUCAGCGGGAGGAGCUUCUCUUACAGUCAGAAUUCCUUGGUGGAAUGCAGACAGCUGGAGGUCACAGAGUCCUCUAUGAUCUCACCACGAGGGGGAGCAAGCCCACUUGGAAUGAAGUUUCUUUGAUAAGUGGGAGGAGACGGAACAGCUAUGAUGGAAAACCGAAGGACUUGGUGGCAGCAGUGGACCGACAUCAAUAUCAAACCUUUGAACGUCAUGAGGGCCACUCACGAGCCCUACGCCCGGCCAGAGGAGCAAGUACUGAUCAACCGCAGAGACAUCACUAGCACGAGGGAUACCUGGGACAUGCAGGAGUUCAUCACUCGCAUGUACAUCAAGCAGCUGCUUCGUCACCCAGCCUUCCAGCUGCUGCUGGCCUUGCUGCUGGUGGUCAACGCCAUCACCAUUGCUCUGCGCACCAACUCCUUCCUUGGCCAGAAACACUAUGAGUUGUUCUCUACCAUAGAUGACAUUGUGCUGACCAUCCUUAUCUGUGAGGUCCUCCUCGGCUGGUUAAACGGCUUCUGGAUUUUCUGGAAGGACGGCUGGAACAUCCUCAACUUCCUGAUCAUCUUUGUCUUGCUCCUGGGGUUCUUCAUUAAUGAACUCAGUUCCAUCUCCAUCACCUAUACCCUCAGGGCGCUUCGUCUGGUGCACGUGUGCAUGGCGGUGGAGCCUCUGGCCCGGAUCAUCCGUGUCAUCCUGCAGUCGGUGCCUGACAUGGCCAAUAUCAUGACCCUCAUCCUCUUCUUCAUGCUGGUGUUCUCUGUGUUCGGGGUCACUCUCUUUGGUGCGUUUGUGCCCAUGCAUUUCCAGAACAUGCAGGUUGCCCUGUACACCCUUUUCAUCUGCAUCACCCAAGAUGGCUGGGUGGACAUCUACAGGGACUUUCAGAUGGAGACAAGAGAGUACACAAUGGAGAUUGGGGGUGCUGUCUACUUCGCCGUCUUCAUCACCAUCGGUGCCUUCAUUGGCAUCAACCUGUUGGUCGUUGUGGUGACCACCAAUCUGGAGCAAAUGAUGAAGGCAGGCGAGCAUGGACAACUGCAUCAGACAACCUUCCGUGAGACAGGCAAGGAGGAGGAGGAUGGAAGUAACUACCUGCCACUGGUGCACUGUGCGGUCGCCCGUUUGGAGAUGUCUGGCCUCCCCCAGGAGCCACUUACGGGGGGCAACCUGUCUAACCUCUCGGAAAACACCUGUGACAACUUUUACCUGGUGCUCGAGGCAAUACAGGAGAACUUGAUGCAGUACAAGGAGAUCCGAGACGAGCUUAACAUGAUAGUAGAGGAGGUGCGCUCCAUCCGCUUCAACCAGGAGCAGGAGGAGGAGCUGAUGCACAAGCAUGUGUCCCUGAGCCUGUCGGUGGCGAGUGGGUCCUCCCUGGACAUCCACGACAUGACUUGCCAGCAAGACUUGAUCACUGCGCUCAUCAACAGGGAUAAGGUUCAGGAAUCCAACACAAACCUGCUCCUUAAUAAACACAAGGCCAGCCGCUGAGAGGCAGGACGGGAGCCAAGGGACCUGCGCACACACACCCAGCGGCUGCAUCUUCCUGCACCUCUAGUGUGACUUGGCACAGCCUGAUCUGAGCCCAUCCUCUCCCUUACACCUCGGCAGAUGCCUGGGGCUGAGAAGGGGGUGGCAUGUCCAGGGCUUGUACCUGUGAGCCCCAGGUUCAGAGGAAUUCAGAUGGACAAGGAUGCUGGAUGAGAGAGGGAGCCCCACAGCAAGGAUGAGCACCUAGCGGGGGUGCUGGCUAAGGCAGCCAGGGUUUGUCCUAAGGAUGGGCAUCCCUGGUCCUCUGCAUUAGGCCAGAGCUAGAUGGGGCCUAAGUAGGCUUAAGCACCAAGAGGAGAAAGGUGAGGCCAGUGGGGCCAGGCAUCUGUGUAUUGACAAUAAAAUUUUGCGUUGGGAUCAA
Neofelis nebulosa (Clouded leopard) is the source of this 2369-nucleotide messenger RNA. It is a transcript of the gene CATSPER4, whose product is annotated as cation channel sperm associated 4. Gene Ontology annotation, molecular function: calcium-activated cation channel activity; voltage-gated calcium channel activity. The record is from RefSeq and is a predicted model, not a curated record. The coding region runs from base 599 to 1948 and encodes 449 amino acids. NCBI's taxonomy places the organism in Eukaryota, Metazoa, Chordata, Mammalia, Carnivora, Felidae. Gene Ontology annotation, cellular component: membrane; sperm principal piece; acrosomal vesicle. The transcript is spliced from 11 exons. Gene Ontology annotation, biological process: flagellated sperm motility; sodium ion transport; transmembrane transport.